GAAGUGACGCGGGGAGCUCAAACGAGUUCGGCCAAGCAUCGGGGAUCAGACGAGCUGCAGCUACGUCUCGUCUGACAGCGGAGGACCAGGCGAGGACCAGCGGAGGACCAGCGGAGGACCAGACGGCCGGCCGGGACAGCAUCUGUGAGUACGCGACCAUAAUGAAUCCGGUGUACAGCCCUGCGCCAACGGGGGUCCCCUUUACCAACACCAAGGGUAUAGGCUACCCAGCUGGAUUCCCCGUUGGCUACGCGGCAGCUGCUCCAGCAUACACUCCCAAUGUGUACGCAGGAGCAAACGCAGCCUUCCCCGGCGGCUACGCUCCGGGCACUUCUUUCAAAAUGUCCUGCUCUCCCAACACGGGGACCGUCCCGCCGUACUCCUCCUCACCCAACCCCUACCCUGCUGCCGUUUACCCCGUCAGGAGCACCUACGCCCAGCAGAACCCGUAUGCGCAGGCAUUAAUACCCUCACAACAACAAGGCACUUACUACACGCAGCCGCUGUACGCCGCGCCGCCUCAUGUCAUUCAUCACACAACGGUGGUCCAGCCCAACGGGAUGCCUGCGGCCAUGUAUGCCCCCCCCAUGCCUCCUCCCCGCCCCAGCGGUGUCGCCAUGGGGAUGGUAGCCGGCACCACCAUGGCCAUGUCCGCCGGAACUCUGUUGACAACCCCAUCACCAGCCCCCGUUGCCCCCCACCCGGUCACGAUGCCCACGUAUCGGCCUCCCGGCACGCCCAGCUACAGCUACGUGCCCCCCCAGUGGUGAAGAGAGGGAAGCGUCAGAAGACGGUAGAUACGCAUUCACACUCUACUCCGGUGUUUUUCGCUCUGGGUGAAGACCUGUCCUGACGGUGUCUGCAACCAGUUACUCUUCUUCAAGCAUAAUGUGAAUCCAGAACCCAACUACAUAGAAAGAGGCCCAUUCGGAGAGGGAGGUGGUGAAGAAUAGGCCCGUCCCCCUGACCCCCUCUGAACGGAACAAGGCCGCAUCCCACGCCGCACCCCAGCGCCAGCACCUCUGCGACCUGCUGCAUUUCUCACAUCAAACAGCACAGCCUCCAUGCAAACCUUUGGUGGACUCUCAUGCAGGUUUUUAUAGCUUCAACUCUCAAGUGGUGACAAAAGGGAGUUUGGAAUUUUUAUUUUCUUUGUUUUUUAUUUCAUUUGGGGGACACACAUGAUGUUGAAUGCAUGUGUGUGUGUGUGUAUAUGUAUGUGUAUGUGUGUGUAUAUGUUUGUGUGUGUGUGUAUAUAUCUAUAUAAUAAACGCACACAAGCACGCACACACAUACACGAAGUAAUGCUAGCUCAAUCUACCUGCUGUGACAGAUGCAAAAUCAACUAAAGGCACACAUCCAAAGGAACUUUAAAAAAAAAAAAAAAAAUCUGCGAUGCUGAAUCACCACUGAUCAUGUCUUAAAUGUGAAAGAAGAAAAGACAAGAAACCUGAGUUCAUGCAAACUAAACUGUGCUAUCGUCACUGCUUUGUGUUUGGGUAAGUGACGCUAGGUUCCCAUUGUUUCUUUCAGUGUUGCCGUGUAUGCAUCAUGUCUCGCCAUUUUUGUAUUUUACGAGAGAGAUGGGGCUUUGAGCUUGUGCCUCCGACUGACGGCCAUUCCAACACUUAGUGUUUUAUUUGUCCUGCCUCGCCGCACGUUUUACGAGAAGAGUACCAACUUUUCCAAAGGUCUGAAGCAGCUUUUGUUUCCUGCUUGAAUCUCUUUCGGGUGAUUUCAAUGUUUAAACUACUCACUGAUUCUUCGCCACAAACAAACAGCAGAGGAUGCGUUUCGAAAUCAUUCGCACCCAUUGAGUGAGCGUGAAUGAGCGGGAACAGUGCUGUGUGCGGUGUGUGUGCUGUUGCUGUGUUUGUACGAAAGAGGACUGAAAUAUUGACCGUUAGAAAUGGUUCCAUACCUGCUUUGAAUUUCGACCUAGGUCACGUUAAUCGGUUCGCCCUUAGCUCUGCAGCGCUGCGUCAUUUAACCACCGCUGACUGUGGCCAUGUUAGGAAAACGCGACUGUGGGAAGCUCCACCGAGUGACGGCACCAAUUCAAACCGCUGCGUGACGGUGUCUGACCUUUUGACAUUGCUCGCUGUUUAACCUGGAGGUUCGGGGAAAACCCACCAGUAUCACUGCUGCAGACAUGCUCUUCUGUGUUGCCUCGGUCACCUCAGUUGAAUAAUCUGUUUUGUAAAUGUUAUUUUUGUGAUUUUGGCUCUUGUUUUGUAAUCUAAAGAAAGACCAAAAAUAAAAAACAAAUAGUCAAGCA
Messenger RNA from Xiphias gladius (swordfish), 2278 nucleotides. RefSeq names its product family with sequence similarity 168 member B (gene fam168b). NCBI's taxonomy places the organism in Eukaryota, Metazoa, Chordata, Actinopteri, Istiophoriformes, Xiphiidae. The record is from RefSeq and is a predicted model, not a curated record. Bases 162 to 770 code for a protein of 202 amino acids. The transcript is spliced from 7 exons.